Melitaea cinxia (Glanville fritillary) is the source of this 3318-nucleotide messenger RNA. It is a transcript of the gene Psi, whose product is annotated as far upstream element-binding protein 3. Gene Ontology annotation, molecular function: mRNA binding. The record is from RefSeq and is a predicted model, not a curated record. The transcript is spliced from 17 exons. Gene Ontology annotation, cellular component: cytoplasm; nucleus. NCBI's taxonomy places the organism in Eukaryota, Metazoa, Arthropoda, Insecta, Lepidoptera, Nymphalidae. Gene Ontology annotation, biological process: regulation of DNA-templated transcription. Bases 122 to 2218 code for a protein of 698 amino acids.
GUGUCUAUGGUCCGCGUCUUUUCUCCAAGUUUGUGAGACAACAGCAUAAUAAUUUCUGGAUCUUUUGAUCCGUUUUAAUGGCUGCCUCGUUGCGCGAUUGAAUGGUUGCCUUAAUUUAAACAUGAGUGAUUAUUCUUCUAUGGCUACGCUUCAAAACAAUAGCCAACCGGGGGGAUUUGCGGCUGCUGUACAACGUGCUAGACUGGUUGCAGCUAAAAUUGAAGGUGGUGGUAGUAAAAGGUCAUUGGAAGAAGGACCGGAACCGAUCGCAAAGAAACAAGCUUCACUGGACUCUUAUCCGAUUCAGCCCCCACCACAACAACAACCACCAGUGAUGAGUGUGACGGCAGCAGCUGCGACGCGGAUCCCCAAUCCCGCGGUCGCGCCCGCUCCCCCUUCCGCACCCCCCAACAUGAUGUCAGACCAACCCAUCAACGAGUAUAUUCGAGUACCAGACAAGAUGGUCGGACUCAUCAUAGGACGCGGUGGUGAGCAGAUAACGCGCUUGCAAGCGGAGUCCGGCUGCAAGAUCCAGAUGGCUCCUGAUUCGGGCGGUCAACCAGACAGGCUCUGCACUCUCACUGGCUCACGGGAAGCCAUCACUAGGGCUAAGGAACUAGUAAACCAAAUUGUUAAUCACCGCGGUCGUGAAAAUGCGCCCCAACACCAGGAUAACCCCGGUGGUGGGAUGCCGCCUAUCAACAGGGGGGGCGGCGGUGGAGGUGGAGGCGGCCUCGCUACCACGGAUGAAAUAAUGCUACCUGGUCCCAAAGUGGGUCUUAUCAUAGGCAAGAAUGGUAAAACUAUCAAGCAACUGCAAGAGCAGUCCGGAGCUAAGAUGGUGGUCAUACAGGACGGACCAAACACUGAAUAUGAGAAGCCACUCCGUAUAUCCGGUGAUCCAUCAAAAGUGGAACAUGCAAAGCAGCUAGUGUAUGAGCUACUGGCAGAUAAAGACAUGCAACAAGCGGGUGGUCAGAGACCCUACGAUGAUGGAGGGUACCAACAGGAACAGGGCAAUGGAUUGGCUACCAAUUCAACUGAGGUGUUAGUGCCAAAAGUAGCAGUCGGUGUUGUGAUUGGACGUGGUGGAGAUAUGAUCAAGAAGAUCCAAGCUGAGACUGGCUGUCGGGUCCAGUUUCACCAGGAAAGAGAUGAUGGUCCUGGUGAUAAGAGGUGCUACUUACAAGGCAAGCCUCAUCAAGUAGAACAAGCGAGGCAGAUGAUUGAAGAUUUAAUCGCAAGCGUCAAUCGCCGUGCCCUGGCGAUCCGCGCGGGGCGAGGGCGCGGCGCGCGCGCCGGCGCCGGCGCCGAGCGCGACUACCAGUGGAGCGAGCCCGGCCCGGAGGUGCGCGUCACCUUCACCGUCUCCAACGUCAAGUGCGGCCUCAUCAUCGGCCGAGGUGGCGACGUGAUAAAACAAAUCAACGCCCAGUCGGGGGCACAUUGUGAACUAGACCGUCGCGCGCAAAACAGCGACCGCAACAACCGCACCUUUUAUAUCCGCGGACACCCCGACGCAGUGGAGCACUGCAAGCGGAUCAUCAUGGAGAAAGUUGGCACUCCGGUGAACUUCAUCCCGGACAACGGUAACGGUGGCAACAAUGGAGGCGGCGGUAGUAACAAUGGUAACGGGGGUGACUACUAUGGCGCGGCCCCGGCCCCCGGUCCUCCCGCUUGGGGUUACAAUCCCCAUUGGCAUCACCAGCAACAGCAUCAACCACAGCAACAAGUCCAAAUAAACCCGGCGACUGGUCAGCCAGACUACUCGCAACAGUGGAUUGACUACUACCGAUCUCUCGGACUAAUGCGAGAGGCUGAAGCUGUGGAGCAACAGACCAAGCAACAACAGCAACAGCAAGUGGCAGCGCCCGCCGCGCCCGCCGCCGCGGCGCCUUCACCCGCCGCGUCCGCCUCGCCCGCGCCCGCCGCCGACUACAGCGCGCAGUGGGCCGAGUACUACCGCGGCAUCGGCAAGGUCAAGGAGGCCGAGGCCAUCGAGGCUCAGAUCAAGAUUAAGCAACAACAGCAACAAACACAGCCAGCGGCCACUCCACAGCCGACCCCACAAGCGACACCUCCCAACCCCACCCCGCCUACAUCAAACGCGGGGGUCCAGUACGGGCAAUAUGGCGUGUAUCCACCGGUAUACCCUGGAUACCCCUACCCCUACCCUGGGGUACCCCCGGCCCCCGACGCGCCGCAACACCACCAGUAAACAACUGAUGAAUAUUAUACCGAGACCGGCCGGACCGCGCGAUACGGAACCGAGAAGAUACCUCUUCAUUGUAGAUCAUAAAGUUAUAUUAUAAGCACCUAUCUUAUCACCCACAAUAAAUAAUAGUCAAAUCAAAAUGUUUAUUUGCACACUACAUAUUAUGUAUCUUUAUUUCUUGUGGGUCACGUCAAUAAAUAUUGUGAAAUUUAUCUAGAGUAUGAGAUUAUUUUUUACGUCAAACCGCUUCCAUAUAUACAUGAAACAUUCACGGCCGUGUGGUACUUCCUUGAUUUUUAAUUGCACCUGUGUUUACACCUGUGUCGUUUAACGUAUAUAAUUAACAACGAAUAUCUUUGUAUAAUUCUGUGCCGAUAUUGAUCAUUGACGUGCCAGUUUGUCCAGGUUUAAACUUUUAGAAUGCCACACUGCCUAAAAAGAUGUAACAGAGAGAUCCGACGGAGCAAUAGAAUGAGACAGAGAGUGAAAAAUGAGAGCGUAAUGAGAGAGACAGAGAUACUUCGCCGCUGCGAGGACUCGAGGUAAAUGCACUGUAUCGAGUGACUAGCUUACUACCCACAAUGUUAGUCCUAUGAGAAUAAUAUGACUUGUGUAAUCUCAAACUUCGAAUGAGGAGACCAGCGGGUUUGCGCUCGAAGAUAAUUUAUUAUCUUCACAUUGAUUCAAUUGUUACUUAUAAGUAAGCGUUUAACUAGAAAUACUCCGAAUCCGCAUUAAAUUAGAAAUACUCCGCAUUCGAUGUCUCACAAUAAACGAUGUAUAAUUUUAAGUUAGGUAUCACAUGUUAGGAUGUCGUCGUGACCUCUCUCGACAGCUCGCUCAUUAGGUAACUUAAAAUUCGACUAACAGAAAUAUAGAAUCGUAACUUAGUAUAUGUAUUUUUAAUUAUUAAAAUUAGCUUUGGUAAAAAAAUAAUUAAGGUACGGAGGGAAUUAUCCAAACGCUGAAGUUGAACGCGAUAUGGAGCAACAUUCCUGGAAAAAUUGUUUUUAACAGUAUAAGAUCAGUGGAAGGACCGUUCGUUUACGGGGAAGUCCCGUCUAAUUGUAUUAAUAUUAAGAUAUAAAGUGUAUGUUAAUUGA